AUGGUGCCCCGUCCCCCCCGGCCGGAGGCCUUCCUCACCCCCCGGCCGUCAUCAUCAACCUCCAUCUCGCUCUCCUCGCGGCUCGUCGACCUCGUAGCCCCCUUCCUCACACCCGCUGGCGCCGGCCCCGGCGUCACCACCACCGACUCCGACUCACACCCCUCCGACUCCUCCACCACCACCACCGGCACCUUCCCCGGCACCGACGACGUCCCCGCCGCCCUCGCCCUCACCGCCGCCAUAUUCGCCUUCCUGCUCGUCCUGCUCCUCUUCCUCAGCCUCCGCCGCCCCCGGCGCGCUUCUUCCCUCUUCGCGCCCUUCAUCUUCUUGCCCUGGACACGCAGCAACACCACCACCAACAGCAGCACCAGCAGAAACGGCACCGGCGAUGGAGCAGCAGCAGCAGGAGGAAGCAACCCCAACCGUCUAAGCCGCCACGAAAUGACAUCCCGCCCGCAAUCGCUCUACGACCCCACGGGGUUCAACGUCAUGGCGCAGGCGCAGGCAGGUCGAGGAGGAGGCGGAGGCGGUGGUAGCGGCAGCAGCCCGCGCUCGAGCAUGUACAUCCCCUACCUGAUCCUGGGAAUCGCCGAGCACGCCGCACAGCAGCCCCUCCUGGAGCGCUACAGGGACGAGCCCGACGUGGAGGGCGACGGUCCGCCGCUUGAGCUCGAUGAGGCGACGUGGGAGAGGUCUGACGGGAAAGAUGGGCGGCCAGACGUCCUGCACUGGCAUGGGACCAACAUGUUAAACACGGCUUGGGGUUGGAUGGCUUGA
This is a messenger RNA of Purpureocillium lilacinum, 777 nucleotides long. RefSeq lists its product as uncharacterized. NCBI's taxonomy places the organism in Eukaryota, Fungi, Ascomycota, Sordariomycetes, Hypocreales, Ophiocordycipitaceae. The record is from RefSeq and is a predicted model, not a curated record.